This is a messenger RNA of Somion occarium, 422 nucleotides long. The record is from the annotation of a GenBank genome assembly. Lineage: Eukaryota; Fungi; Basidiomycota; Agaricomycetes; Polyporales; Cerrenaceae.
GGCGCUUCAGCAAGGAAUUGCCUUAUUUGAGUUUUCUCUGCACAAACGUAGCCUUCUCAAGCCACCACCCGCCUUCAAUGGCUACCAUCGCUGCGUCGCGCAUUGCUGCGCUGAAUCGCCUAAGAUGUUCCAUAUUCCAAACAUCCUAUAACCCACAGUCUAUCCGAACCGGUGCCAAGUACCUUCGUGCACGUCUCAAAGGUCCAUCCAUGAUCAACUACUACCCACCGGAAGUCAAUAUGGCUACAUUCGUGAAGGGUUUCCCAGAUGAGGGUUUUGUGGAUUUGGAUGAAGAGCAGCGACUACAGGAUGUCAUUGACAAGAAAAAGAGAGGAAAGGGUGCGCCGAAGAAGGCCAAAACGCCAGAGGAGAGUCGACGGAACAAGAAGCGACGAUAGCCAACGUCGCCGAUUGCUACAUUU